Xyrauchen texanus (razorback sucker) is the source of this 2848-nucleotide messenger RNA. It is a transcript of the gene hycc1, whose product is annotated as hyccin PI4KA lipid kinase complex subunit 1. The transcript has 11 exons. Gene Ontology annotation, cellular component: plasma membrane. Lineage: Eukaryota; Metazoa; Chordata; Actinopteri; Cypriniformes; Catostomidae. Gene Ontology annotation, biological process: phosphatidylinositol phosphate biosynthetic process; protein localization to plasma membrane. The record is from RefSeq and is a predicted model, not a curated record. The coding region runs from base 172 to 1755 and encodes 527 amino acids.
AGCAAUCCGAACUCGCUCCAUGUUAGACUGAAGUGGGUGAAAGUACUGUUGAAGGACUCUCGUGCCCUCAGUCAUUCCUGUACAUUUAUGGAUACGUAACUGUGACAUAAACUAGACGAGCGGGUGGAAAUAGCAUAAGUUGAAAUCUCCUCCCACAGAUGAGGGAAGAUAAUGGCCAUGGAUCAAGGCGUAGUGGAGGAAUGGCUGUCUGAGUAUAAGACUCUUCCAGAGACAGCCGUCUCCAGCUAUGCCGUGUCUCUAAAGGAGAAGGUCUCUCUAGUUCCUGCACUCUACAAAGUUAUUCGGGAGAAUUACAGUGGUCUUUUGGAGCCAGUGUGUCAUCAGUUGUUUGAGUUUUACCGCAGCGGUGAACCACGUCUUCAACGUUUUACGCUACAGUUUCUCCCUGAGCUGGUGUGGAGUUAUUUGUCUGUCACGGCGGCGCGAGACCCUCACUGCAGCGGCUGCAUUGAAGCUCUUCUGCUCGGCAUCUAUAACCUGGAAAUCGUUGAUAAAGAUGGGCAGAGUAAAGUGUUGUCCUUCACCAUCCCUUCCUUAUCUAAGCCAUCAGUGUAUCAUGAGCCCUCUUCCAUUGGCUCUCUGGCCUUGACUGAAGGAGCUUUAGCCAAUCACGGCUUGAGUCGAGUUGUUUACAGUGGGCCACACCUCCAGAGAGAGACUUUCACAGCACAGAACAGGUUCGAGGUUCUGACAUUUUUGCUGCUCUGUUAUAAUGCUGCUCUAAGUUAUAUGUCCAGCUCAUCACUGCAGUCUCUGUGUCAGAUCAGCUCAAGGGUCAGUAUCUGUGGGUAUCCACGGCAACAGUUACGGCGGUAUAAAGGCAUCAGCACACGGUUGAUGGUGACGUCGGAGUUCCUGGUGCAGUUGAUCACGGGGAUUCAUUUCGCACUGUGUAAUGGUGAAGAAAACUUGGGCUCUAAGGCUCUGGAUGACGUGCUGUACCGCGCACAGCUGGAACUCUUCCCAGAGGCUCUGUUGGUGGGAAACGCCAUCAAAUCAUCUCUUCACGGUGCCUCUCUGAAGACUAAUAAAGAAGGAUCUCGAUCCAUCCGGGUGGAGAUCACGCCCACGGCCUCACGGAUUUCGCGGAACGCUGUGACUAGCCUGUCAAUCCGAGGACAUCGCUGGAAACGCCACGACGCAGUCGAUUUGGGUUCCCCGGACGAGCUGACUGAAAUCGCGGAGGUGGACGAGGGUAUCUGUACGCAAGUCUCGGGCGGUCGGGCCAGCCCACCGAUGAUAGUCGUCAGCAACAGCGCCGUUACCGCAGCGCCAUCUAGUGGUGGUGCGGGGAAGCUGGCAGGAAAAGGUCUCCGUCGUUUGACGGGACGAUCGAGCAAAGAAAAGGACAAAGAGAAAGACGCCGCCACCGGCAUAGAUCAGCUUUCUCGUAAGCAGGCGGCCGUUCGUGCAAUGAGCGAGAACCUCGAGCUCCUGUCACUCAAACGCCUGACGCUGACGGCCAGCCAAUCAGUUCCUAAGAGCGGUUCGCUCAGCUUGUCGCGCACCGCCAGUGCCGUCUUCUCGCGCUCUUUCGAGCAAGUCAGUAACGCGCUCGCAGUCGCAACGGGCAACCAGCCGCCCAGCCGUGCACCGAGUCCAACCUCGAACCACCUCGUUCCCAAAGGUGGAAUCCUAGAAGACGGUGCGGCCUAUUCAGAGCACUUGAGCCCCACCCAUCAACUUCGGCAGCGAUCGCCCACCAUCAGUAUCCAUGUGACCUCUGACCUGUGACCACUAAUUCCCAUCCUAUGAAGGACUGGUCGCAUUCUUUACAAUGUGCAAAAACAGACCUGGCACUGCUGCCCCCUUGUGGCACAAAACUGCAGCACCUUAAAGGAAGUCUGUUUUUUUUUUUACCUACAGUUUUGUCAGUUGUGUAUAAUUACCAAAGUUAUGUAUUUUUGAAGUAAAUGUUUUUUAAAAUGACUUAAUUUUCCCCAAAAUUAUUCUUUAAGGUGUUUAUGAAGUCGGUGCUUAAGUUUACUCAUGAAGUUUGAAUAUUAGCGGUAUUGUAUAUUUUUAAUGCUUUAUCAAUGUGCGCGUUCAGAUGUACUAAAUGUGGUAUUAUGAUUUGUGUGUGCGGUUUUUUUUUUCCUGUGUGCGAGUUCUGUGUUCUGAAAUGGAACUGAAGCAUCUCUUCACACUCCGUUUCCAUGGUAAAUUGGAUCAAUCUCAAAACACAAACAGAAAAUCUGGUGGAAUUGGAUCCCAAACAGAAGUAGUCUUUGUUUACAUUGUUAUUCAUACGGUAUUUGAAAGCAAUAUCAUUGCUAUUUUAAUUGCAGUAUGUGAGCUUCCAUAAGGCCAUAAUAGAUUAGAUGUUUUUCGCACAUGAGACCAUUGGUCAAGUAUUUGUAUGCUUGAUUAACCAGGUGUUAUGUGAGUUAACCAGCUGCUCGGGUGUCAUACUGAUGUCAUGCAUUGAAAGCAAAGCACAAAUAUAGAGACCCAUUAAACAGUGUGAUUAUACGCCACAAAUCAUUCCUUAAUAUAAAAAAAGAUAAAUCAUUGUUUAAUUAUGGCACACACACACACACACACACACACAAAAAGUUUUUUUUUGGAUUGGUACAGCACUAUGGGAAUGAUGCCGAUGUUUGUCUUAUGCUUUUGUUUUUAAGGAAAAUUAGUUUUCUUGUUAAAAAAUAAAAUAUUUUUCUGGUCAUAAUGGUUUGUGUUUUUUUUUUUUAUUUUGAAGUGGAACAACAAUAACAGUGGAUGUGCCUGUGUCCAGAUUAUUUUCCGAAUGUGAACAUUUUGAGAAUUGUAAAUAUUAUUGUAGUAAAGUCAUUUUUUUGCCUUUUCAACAGAAAUAACAUGGUUG